Pipistrellus nathusii (Nathusius's pipistrelle) is the source of this 453-nucleotide messenger RNA. Lineage: Eukaryota; Metazoa; Chordata; Mammalia; Chiroptera; Vespertilionidae. The record is from the annotation of a GenBank genome assembly.
AUGACCAUUCAUUUCAGGGUGAAUUUGGGACCCAAACAGUUAAACAACCAGCCACUUUGGUUUCCUUGCUGCCUCCCAGCCAAGGAGAUGAAUGGAAUGUUCAUGAGGUCGCUUGGCAGGCGUCCACAUUCCUAUGGGAACGUUGCAGCAGCGAGGAGCUUUGGGACACUAAGAGGCAAAUGUGUGGGAGUCGUGGGGCAAAUUGCAAAUGAUCCAAAAUCUCAGAAAAAUGUGUGGAGCGCUGUUGGCCCGAGGAUGCUUUGCAGAGGACCAGCAAAGUCUCUGCCGUUGCUCAGAGGCAGGAAUUGGCACUCUCCAUUCUUCCCUACAGCUGCCCAGGCCGUGGAUUCCACGGACCACUUGCAGCACCGUCGGGAUGGGAGUUCAUUACAAGAAUUUCAUCAAGGAGUCCCACUUCUUCAGCUGGUCUUUAUACUCCUUUCUCCUCUCUGA